Messenger RNA from Camarhynchus parvulus, 3834 nucleotides. RefSeq names its product potassium sodium-activated channel subfamily T member 1 (gene KCNT1). The record is from RefSeq and is a predicted model, not a curated record. Gene Ontology annotation, molecular function: intracellular sodium-activated potassium channel activity. Gene Ontology annotation, biological process: potassium ion transport. Bases 48 to 3827 code for a protein of 1259 amino acids. NCBI's taxonomy places the organism in Eukaryota, Metazoa, Chordata, Aves, Passeriformes, Thraupidae. The transcript has 32 exons. Gene Ontology annotation, cellular component: membrane.
GCAGCCCCCGGCCCGCGCCCCCGGCUCUGCCCCGCCUCGGCGCUCCGAUGCCGUUCUCGGGCGAGGAGCGGAGCCUGCAGGGGAUCUACAAACCGGCCGAGGGGCGGCCCGUGUGCUCCGAGUGCUACACCAACCGCUCCUUCGUCUACGACGAUGGCAGCGCCCACAGGCUCUCGUCGCCCGGCGGCUGCGGCGGCGGGGACGGCGGCGGGAGCCGCAAGAGCGGGGUCAUCCUGGACAUCGCCUCCCUGAAGAUGACGGAGCUGGAGUCCGAGGUGCUGCCGCUGCCGCCCCGGUACCGCUUCCGCGAUCUGCUGCUGGGGGACCAGUCCUUCCAGAGCGACGACAGGGUGCAGGUCGAGUUCUACGUGAAUGAAAACACCUUCAAGGAGCGGCUGAAGCUCUUCUUCAUCAAAAACCAGCGAUCGAGCCUGAGGAUCCGGCUCUUCAACUUCUCCCUGAAGCUGCUGACGUGCCUGCUGUACAUCGUGCGAGUGCUGCUGGACAACCCCGAGGAGGGCAUCGGCUGCUGGGAAUGUGAGAAGCAGAAUUACACAGCCUUCAACCAGUCCACCAACAUCAACUGGUCCCACAUCUUUUGGGUGGACAGGAAAACCCCUCUGUGGGCCGUGCAGGUCAGCAUCGCCCUCAUCAGCUUCCUGGAGACCAUGCUGCUCACCUAUCUCAGCUACAAGGGGAACAUCUGGGAGCAGAUUUUUCGCAUUUCCUUCAUCCUGGAGAUGAUCAACACGGUGCCGUUCAUCAUCACGAUAUUCUGGCCUCCUUUGCGGAAUUUGUUCAUUCCUGUGUUUCUGAACUGCUGGCUGGCCAAGUACGCCCUGGAGAACAUGAUUAACGAUCUGCACCGAGCCAUCCAAAGGACACAGUCAGCAAUGUUCAACCAGGUGCUCAUCCUCAUCUGCACCCUCCUGUGUCUCGUUUUCACGGGGACCUGCGGCAUCCAGCACUUAGAAAGAGCAGGUGAGAAGCUCUCCCUCUUCAAGUCCUUCUAUUUCUGCAUCGUCACCUUUUCCACCGUGGGCUACGGAGACGUGACACCAAAGAUCUGGCCUUCCCAGCUGCUCGUGGUGAUCAUGAUCUGCGUGGCCCUGGUGGUGCUGCCUCUCCAGUUCGAGGAGCUGGUGUACCUGUGGAUGGAGCGGCAGAAGUCGGGGGGCAACUACAGCCGGCACCGCGCGCAGACCGAGAAGCACGUGGUGCUGUGCGUCAGCUCCCUCAAGAUCGACCUCCUCAUGGACUUCCUCAACGAGUUCUACGCCCACCCUCGCCUGCAGGAUUACUACGUGGUGAUCCUGUGCCCCACGGAGAUGGACAUCCAGGUGCGGCGCGUGCUGCAGAUCCCCCUGUGGUCCCAGAGGGUCAUCUACCUCCAGGGCUCUGCACUCAAGGACCAGGACCUGAUGAGAGCCAAGAUGGACAAUGGAGAAGCUUGCUUCAUCCUCAGCAGCCGGAACGAGGUGGACAGAACAGCAGCUGACCACCAGACCAUCCUGAGGGCCUGGGCUGUCAAAGACUUUGCUCCAAACUGUCCUCUCUACGUUCAGAUCUUAAAGCCAGAAAAUAAAUUCCAUGUCAAGUUUGCAGAUCACGUUGUGUGUGAGGAGGAGUGCAAAUACGCCAUGCUGGCCCUGAACUGUGUCUGCCCUGCCACCUCCACCCUCAUCACGCUGCUGGUGCACACCUCCCGUGGCCAGGAGGGCCAGGAGUCUCCGGAGCAGUGGCAGCGGAUGUACGGGCGCUGCUCGGGCAAUGAGGUCUAUCACAUCCGCAUGGGGGACAGCAAGUUCUUCAUGGAGUACGAGGGCAAGAGCUUCACCUACGCCGCCUUCCACGCGCACAAGAAGUACGGUGUCUGCCUGAUCGGCAUCCGCAGGGAGGAGAACAAGAGCAUCCUGCUGAACCCCGGCCCCAGGCACAUCAUGGCAGCCUCGGACACCUGCUUCUACAUCAACAUCACCAAGGAGGAGAACUCUGCCUUCAUCUUCAAGCAGGAGGAGAAGCAGAAGAAGAAGGGCUUUGCGGGCAGGGGCAGCUACGACGGCCCCUCCCGGCUGCCCGUGCACAGCAUCAUCGCCAGCAUGGGUACAGUGGCCAUGGACCUGCAGAACACCGAGUGCCGCCCUGCCAACAGCAGCAAGCUGGCCCUGCCUGCCGAGAACGGCUCGGGCACGCGCCGGCCCAGCAUCGCCCCGGUGCUGGAGCUGGCUGACACCUCCUCCCUGCUGCCCUGCGACCUCCUCAGCGACCAGUCCGAGGACGAGAUGACGCAGUCGGAUGAGGAGGGCUCGGCAGUGCUCGAGUACGUGAAGGGCUACCCCCCAAACUCGCCCUACAUCGGGAGCUCCCCGACCCUGUGCCACCUCCUGCCCGAGAAAGCCCCGUUCUGCUGCCUGAGGCUGGACAAGGGCUGCAAACACAACAGCUUUGAGGACGCCAAGGCCUACGGGUUCAAGAACAAGCUGAUCAUCGUUUCUGCAGAGACAGCGGGGAACGGCCUCUACAACUUCAUCGUCCCGCUGCGCGCCUACUACCGCUCCCGCAAGGAGCUCAACCCCAUCGUGCUGCUGCUGGACAACAAGCCUGAGCACCACUUUCUGGAGGCCAUCUGCUGUUUCCCCAUGGUUUACUACAUGGAGGGCACCAUUGACAACCUGGACAGUUUGCUGCAGUGUGGCAUCAUCUACGCUGACAACUUGGUGGUGGUGGACAAGGAGAGCACCAUGAGUGCCGAGGAGGACUACAUGGCAGAUGCCAAGACCAUUGUCAACGUCCAGACCAUGUUCAGGCUCUUCCCCAGCCUCAGCAUUAUCACGGAGCUGACCCACCCCUCCAACAUGAGGUUCAUGCAGUUCAGAGCAAAGGACAGUUACUCUCUGGCCCUUUCCAAGCUAGAAAAGAGAGAGCGAGAGAACGGCUCCAACCUGGCCUUCAUGUUCCGGCUGCCCUUCGCCGCCGGGAGAGUCUUCAGCAUCAGCAUGUUGGACACGCUGCUCUACCAGUCAUUCGUGAAGGAUUACAUGAUCACCAUCACUCGGCUGCUGCUGGGCCUCGACACCACGCCGGGCUCCGGGUACCUCUGUGCGAUGAAGAUCACUGAGGACGACCUGUGGAUCCGGACGUACGGACGCCUGUUCCAGAAGCUCUGCUCCUCCAGUGCCGAGAUCCCCAUUGGGAUCUACAGGACGGAGUCGCACAUGUUCGCCACCUCCGAGCCCCACGACAUCCGAGCGCAGUCACAGAUCUCAAUCAAUGUUGAGGACUGCGAGGACACCAAGGAUGUCAAGGAGCACUGGGGCAUCAAGACGAGCCACCACCGCAACUCGUGCUCCAGCGACCAGUCCGAGCACCCCCUGCUGCGGCGCAAGAGCAUGCAGUGGGCGCGGCGGCUCAGCAGGAAGGGCAACAAGCACUCCAGCAAGACGGCCGAGUGGAUCAGCCAGCAGCGCCUCAGCCUGUACCGCCGCUCCGAGCGCCAGGAGCUCUCCGAGCUCGUCAAGAACCGUAUGAAGCACCUGGGCCUGCCCACCACCGGGUACGAGGAUGUAGCAAAUUUAACAGCCAGUGAUGUGAUGAAUCGGGUAAACCUGGGAUAUUUGCAAGAUGAGAUGAACGACCACCAGAACACCUUGUCCUACGUCCUGAUCAACCCCCCCCCGGACACGCGGCUGGAGCUCAAUGACAUCGUGUACCUGAUCCGCUCCGACCCUCUGGCCCACGUGGCCAACGACGGCCACAGCCGCAAGAGCAGCUGCAGCAACAAGCUGGGCUCGGGCAACCCCGAGACGCGCGACGAGACCCAGCUGUGAGCGCCGC